AUGCGCCCGACAAUCGCCCUUUUCGCAAAGUCCAGAAUGGCCACCCAACUCGUCCACCUGCCCGAGGUGCAACGGCUCAGUCCGGCCUGCAUCCGCAUCCUCGGAGGCAACCCCGGCAAGUUCACCCUGCAGGGCACAAAUACUUAUCUCGUGGGCACCGGGACCCGCCGCCUGCUCAUCGACACCGGCGAGGGCAAACCCUCGUGGAUCGCAGCUCUCAGGCGGACACUGGCCGAGGAAGGCGCCGAAAUCUCCCACGCUCUGAUAUCACACUGGCACGGGGACCACCAGGGCGGCAUCAAAGACCUGCUGGCGCUCUCAGCGGACACCAAGGUGCUCAAGAACCAGCCCGAGGACGGCCAGCUGGACAUAGCCGACGGGCAGAAAUUCAGCGUCGACGGGGCAACUCUAACUGCCAUACAUACCCCAGGCCACACCGUGGACCACAUGGUCUUCGCGUUCGAGGAGGAGAACUCCUUAUUCACUGCCGACAACGUGCUGGGCCAAGGCACGGCAGUAUUUGAGGACCUGGCCACCUAUCUGGCCAGCCUGGACAAGAUGAAGGAGCUCUUCGGCGGCAGGGCGUACCCGGGCCACGGCCCCGUUAUUGACGACGGGCCUGCCAAGAUACGGGAGUACAUUUCCCACCGUCAGCAGCGCGAGGACCAGAUCACACAGACCCUGCGGUCCGUCAACGAUGCGACUGGGACCGCUUCCUGGAAGCCGAUGGAGCUGGUCAAGAUCAUCUACCACGACGUGCCCGAGACGCUGCACCUGCCAGCCCAGGGCGGGGUCAUACAGGUUCUGCAGAAGCUGGAGAAGGAGGGCAAGGUGUCUAAGGGACGUGACAGGUGGGCUCUGACUGACCGGUCAGCCCUAUAG
This is a messenger RNA of Diaporthe citri, 882 nucleotides long. RefSeq lists its product as uncharacterized. Gene Ontology annotation, biological process: secondary metabolite biosynthetic process; antibiotic catabolic process. Bases 1 to 882 code for a protein of 293 amino acids. NCBI's taxonomy places the organism in Eukaryota, Fungi, Ascomycota, Sordariomycetes, Diaporthales, Diaporthaceae. Gene Ontology annotation, molecular function: beta-lactamase activity; zinc ion binding. The record is from RefSeq and is a predicted model, not a curated record. The transcript has a single exon.